Drosophila willistoni is the source of this 871-nucleotide messenger RNA. RefSeq lists its product as uncharacterized. The record is from RefSeq and is a predicted model, not a curated record. The transcript is spliced from 2 exons. NCBI's taxonomy places the organism in Eukaryota, Metazoa, Arthropoda, Insecta, Diptera, Drosophilidae. The coding region runs from base 85 to 630 and encodes 181 amino acids.
UAAGUUUGAAAUGUUUUAAUUCAACUACCGCGUCGUUUUGUUUACAAUUUUAAAAACAAACUAUUGGAUUGUUUAAUGUAAAUAAUGGACUUUGAUGAACAUGCCUAUGCUCUGGAGUUCUUUAACUUCACACCCGAGCAGAUUGCAGCCGAGCGUCAACAUUGUGUAAAUUCCAUAGUUGGCAAGGCUAUCGAUGCAACCAUAAAGAGAAUUGAGACGCCAGCCACUGCACUAAAGUUGAAGGAACAAAAGGCUCGCGUGAUGCGGAGCAUCCAAGAGCGCUGUGUCCCCAAACUGGACCAUCUUCGGGUAAUGGACAAGCAAACAUUUCAUGUGCCACCGCAUGUUUUACAGAUCCAAGACUUUGACUUGGAACAUCAGUUUGACGUCAAGGAUGAGCAGAAGAAGUUGGCCAAACUGGAGCUACUCAAAACACGCUUUCGCGAGAACGUAGCCAUGCUGGCCCAGUUGAAGGUGGAGGAUGACAAUUAUUCCGCUAUGGAGGAUAUAAUCCGCAUGGAAACGAAAAUGCAGCAACAAAUCUAUGCCAAGUUGGAAUCUUUAAAUUGUCCCAAAUUGAUUAAAUUUGCACAAAAAGUGGUCGACAAUGAGCAGCAGAAGGAAAAGUAAAGAUAUUACAUUAACUAUAAGAGGCCUAGAAUAUUUUUAUAUCUAUCGAUUAUUCAGAUUCUAUAGUUGCUCUUGAAAACGUAUUGCAGCCGCCUUCAGUAGGCUUAAAUGGUUCUAAAUGAAUCUGUGUAUAUACUACUUUUAAAGAAAUCCUACAUUUAUUUGUCGAUUAAGAAGUGUCCGAUUGACGAGGUUUCUACAUUUUAUAGUCUUAAUUAAAUCAUUAUUGAUGAUAAACAAA